This is a messenger RNA of Neolamprologus brichardi, 2858 nucleotides long. It is a transcript of the gene rad23ab, whose product is annotated as RAD23 homolog A, nucleotide excision repair protein b. The record is from RefSeq and is a predicted model, not a curated record. Gene Ontology annotation, cellular component: nucleoplasm; cytosol. Lineage: Eukaryota; Metazoa; Chordata; Actinopteri; Cichliformes; Cichlidae. Gene Ontology annotation, molecular function: damaged DNA binding; polyubiquitin modification-dependent protein binding; proteasome binding. Gene Ontology annotation, biological process: nucleotide-excision repair; proteasome-mediated ubiquitin-dependent protein catabolic process.
GGGUGGCCAGCAUGCUCAGCGGCACUAAGACAGCUGAGUCACACAUAUAUACAGAGCCGGAAAAAUACUGACAAAAAAAGAGCUGCUGCUGUUGAGAAAUUCUUCCGAGUCCACUGUUGUCCGAGAACCACCGGAAAGAUGCUAACUAUAACACUGAAGACACUCCAACAGCAGACGUUCAGAAUCGAAAUAGACCCAGAACUGACGGUGAAAGCCCUGAAGGAGAAAAUAGAAGAGCACAGAGGUAAAGAUGCAUUUCCUUCAGUGGGACAGAAACUCAUCUAUGCAGGCAAAAUCUUAAACGAUGAUAUCCCACUGAAAGAGUACAAAAUCGAUGAGAAGAACUUUGUGGUGGUCAUGGUUACCAAGCCCAAACCAACCUCUCCUGCUGAAGCAGCCACUCACUCCGUUCCCACGCCAGCUGCAACUCCAGUGCCACCCUCAGCUGCAGCACCAGCACCAGCCUCUGGCCCAAAACAGGUGCCCUCCACACCAACACACACAAUGUCUGCUGCUGUACCUGCCUCACAGUCAGUGCCUCCAUCGGAAGCCCCGCCCUCUGUUCAAGAAAACACCACUAUGGCUUCUGUUGGUGCAACAGCAAAACCCACCUUGGACUCACACUCAGAAUCAGCUCUGGCCUCUGGUUCCACAGCCACUGUUGCCUCUUCCACAGCUCCUGAAGCUGUACAGGAAGCCCCUGAGUUAGUCCCUACAGAUAGCCCCACCCCUGCUGCCCAGUCAGAAGAAGAGCUGAGGGAAGACCCAGAGAAUGAACCAUCUGGCACAGCACCAGUCCAGUCCUCUGCUUCAAGCCUCGUUGAUGAACUGGGUCUUCUUGAAGAAGCAGCAUCAAUACUGGUGACUGGACCAGCAUAUGAAAACCUGGUGUCAGAGAUUAUGUCGAUAGGAUAUGAGCGGGAGCAAGUUGUUGCUGCACUAAGAGCCAGUUACAACAACCCAGACAGAGCAGUGGAGUACUUGCUCAUGGGUAUUCCAGCAAGGGCUAGUGGUCUGCACAAUCCACAGCCAAGUAGACAUAGUACUCCAGCCAACCCCUCUACACCUUCUACAGAAGAACCACCACAGCAGCCUCCAGCACCCCCCAGUAGGCCUGUGUCCAGCAGCCAGCCUGUCACUGCUGGAGGAGGGUCUGGCUCCAUAGAGAACCCUCUGGAGUUCCUGAGGAACCAGCCUCAGUUCCAGCAGAUGAGACAGAUCAUCCAGCAGAACCCAGCCCUCCUGCCAGCCCUGCUGCAACAGCUCGGGAGAGACAACCCACAGCUGCUGCAGCAAAUCACAGAGCACCAGGAGCGUUUUGUACAGAUGCUGAAUGAGCCACAAGCUGGAGAUACAGGAGGAGAAGAUGCUGAUACCCAUGGGUCACCACACACUAACUACAUCCAGGUCACCCCACAGGAGAAAGAGGCAAUUGAGAGGUUAAAAGCACUGGGAUUCCCUGAAGGUUUAGUCAUCCAGGCGUACUUUGCUUGUGAGAAGAAUGAGAAUCUAGCUGCUAACUUCCUGCUACAGCAAACAUGGGACGAUGAGUAGGCCCACAUCACCGGGCUCAUCACUGCUCAACAGAGGGCUGCAGAGUGGAUGACACCACUGCAAGUCUGCCAGGGAGAAACAAGGGCAGGAGAGGAAGGGGAUAUUUCUUUUCACACCAUGAGACUGUGGCCAUUAAAUGACGAUGAUGAUGAUGAUGAUGACAAUGAUGACAUGGUGUUCAAAGUUAGUUGCGCUGCCUACUCUUCAUUCAGCUAUGAUGAUCAUCAUAGGUGCUACCACUGAGCAUUGCCUCACUGCUACUACAUCAUUACUGCUGAUGCUUGUAUUGAGUGACCACACUGACAGAAGUCCCACCAGUAAAUUUGCAAACAGCCUACAUCACAGGCCAGCAGGAUUUAAGUUAGAGGAUUUCCUCUGCAGUGAGCUCACAGGCUGCCUGUUGAACAUGUUAAACUAAUGUACAUGUGUAAAGUAAGGUAAUAUAUAAUAAAUGAGAAAAAAUGCAUUUUCAACAUGCCUACAUGAACCUACAUGUCGGAGUUCCCUGAACAUUUGACUAAAACUGUUGACCUCACUGCUUGGAAGCUACUAUUGAUUUAGAUCAAAGCUCAUAUUGGAUCCUGUCACUUCCGCUGCUUCUUUUGUCCAUGCAAAAAGUCUUUGCAAAUUCUUCUAUUGGUGUCUGACCAUGUAGAUGUGUAAAAGGUGACUGAAUUUCACAGCUGGAUAGUUGAAAUGUUGACACCUAUUCAACCGUUCCCCAAAAAGGAGAAAUGAUAAAAUGUUUUUAAUUGAGAUCAUUUACAUUUUAAUUAAAUGUAGAAAUGUUAGUGUCCUCUAUCUUUCACAAGUCGAGACCAUCUCAAAGUUUUGUCUUUUUGAUGACUGACUUACUCAGUCUGUUGAAAAUGCACAUCUGAUAAUGUCACAAAGAGUCCCUGCAAUUAGGGUUAGAGAAACUCGUUUUCCACAAGACACCUGUUAAGUCAGAAUGAAUCACUCACACAAGUGCAGUUAAACUGUUGUUGCCUUGUUAAGGAAAGCUCUGGGGACAGUCGAUAAUAAUGAUAAUAAGGCAAAUAAAGAAACAGUGAUGUAAUUCGUCAUCUGCUGUUGCUGCUUCUCCUCUUCCUUCUCCACCAAGCAUUUGAGGUUUUAGUAGCUCCUCACUGAGUCUGCUCUUGUGCCCUGCAUUUUGACUUAAAGGUGUUUUUUUUUUCAGUUUGUUGUGAUGGUGUGAUUGAGUCACUUUAUUUUAGUGUCAUUACAUUAUUAGUACAAACUGCAUCUAUUAGUUAAAUUUUUUCUUGAUGGUUUGGAUAAGUAAUAUUUUACUUUAUGUA